Molecule: messenger RNA, 1532 nt
Organism: Aspergillus uvarum CBS 121591
Lineage: Eukaryota; Fungi; Ascomycota; Eurotiomycetes; Eurotiales; Aspergillaceae
Product: spherulation-specific family 4 protein
Exons: 3
Coding region: 328-1227 (299 amino acids)
Source: RefSeq, a predicted model, not a curated record
CCCAAUUCCCUUACUCACCCACUCACUCACUCACUCACUCAAUCAGAUCAAUUUACUCUUUUUCUCACUCAGCACCAGUUUAUUUGGUUACGUUUAGAAGGCUGACUAGACUACUACUUAAUUCUAGUCCUUCAAGGCCCGGUUCUGCCGCAACUCCGCUAUUAUGGAGCAGCCCACCAGCCCACUUCUACCACCAUUACCACCACUAGCCAGAACCCACUUCUAAGUGCAGUACUAAUUUGGCUUGCCCGCAAGUGUUGGUGCGCACGGUUUCAGCUAUUCUGCUCCUGGUUCCAUCAUAAUCACCCACUAUCGUUGUUCAUCAUGAUGGGGCAAGAAAAGCACGUGAGAGACCGCCGCUGUCUCGCCAGUACACGCUCGCGAGUUAUCCUCGCCGUCUUCGUUAUCAUUGCCAUCCUCGCCGUCGUCAUUCCACCAGCAGUUGUGGUCACUCUACACAAGAAGAACAGCAUGGGUCCCAAAGCUUCGGUUUUUGUUCCGCUCUAUGUGUAUCCUGCUCCCGGAGCCUGGGAUCCGCUAGAGAAAGUGGUCUCUACACAUCCCGACGUCAACUUCACGGUGGUGGUCAACCCCGGUAGCGGCCCUGGGCCCGAUGCCUUGCCUGACGCCAACUAUACCCGGGAGGUUCCUAAGCUCGCUUCCUAUGACAAUGUUCGUCUACUAGGUUAUGUCGCUACCACGUACGCCAAUCGCAACAUCUCGUUGGUGCGCCGCGACAUCGAGACCUAUGCGGCGUGGCCGACCAACAGUUCCAACCCCAAGCUUGCGGUUCGGGGCAUAUUCUUUGAUGAAACGCCUCAGCAAUACGAUGCGAAUUCCUUGGCAUAUCUUCACGAGCUGACGGCCGUGGUGAAGAGCCAUCCUGGCCUUGGGCCGGAUAAUUAUGUCGUCCACAACCCCGGCGUGAUUCCUGACUCCCGGUACCUGAGCACCGCUGAUUCGACCGUCGUCUUCGAGGCGACUUACCAGACCUUCCUGGACCGCCAGGGGGCUAAGCUCUUCCAGGAGAUCCCCAACAGCACGCGCCAGCAGCUCACGGCCGUCGUGCAUUCGGUGCCUGCCAGCGUGGAGGGCUCGCAUUUCCGGAACCUAGUGAAGCAGGUGCGCAAGGUCGCGGAUGAGGUGUUCAUCACCCAUCUCGAUACGAAUUACUAUGCCAGCUUCGGGAGCCAAUGGGAGCAGUUUGUCGAUCUGAUGGCGAAAUAAUGAGAGUUGCCUUUGACAGGCAUCUGUGAUAGUGUUGCGCAUCUGGUUUAAAAAAAGGGCUGGUCUAGUCUCUGCUGUCGUUCUACAGUUCCUUCUAUCAUAUAUUUGGCGGCCAACGGGGGUGGUAGUAUAUAUUCUGCUUUUUGCGUGUUUUGGCGGCUUUUCUCCUCCUCAUCAAAUCAUCAAGGUAUCGACUGCGUCGCUUUUCGGAUGAAUGGAAUGAAAUCAUGGUCUGGUAUACGAUAGUAUAGUAUAGCAAAGAGGAUUUUCCAGAUCAUGGUGAAUGUGAAUGACGUAUUUACGAG